AUGCUAAAACAACAACACCCAAAAGCCCAAGGCAUGCCGAAUAAUGACCCAUCAUCAGAUGGUACCUCUCGGCCAGCAGCUGUUGAUUUCAUCGACAAUCGACUGCCAAAAUACCACCCCGCCUUUGUGAAUUCUACAUCACACUAUGAUGUAGAGGACGGGAAGUAUGUUCCGAAUACUCAAGUAACAGUUUCCACGGAAAGCGGCGGCGCUAUCUCUCUGAGUAAUUCUUCCAAACAAUUAGACUACGGCAUUUCGUCUACGAGACCAAAUUGGACAAAUAUUGAGGCGUUGAAGUGUUGGAAUGAUCUCUUCCCCGCCGCGCUGAAUAGACUCAUAUCAACAUCGCAAGAGCCCAGUGGACGUUCGAAGUCAGAAUACAGCAUUCGGCAAGGCAAAAGUGAUUGGAAUGCCGUCUAUAAUGCACUUGAAAAUGCAAAAGCCAAAUAUGAGCAGUCGAACAAGGUGGCAGGAAUGUUGCGCAAGAGUAGCGAGAACAUUGCGCCUGUUGCGCAGGCCCUAAAGAUCGCUUCGAACAUGGACCCUGGUAGCCCUUAUUCAACGCCUGUCUUGGGCGCUGUGAACAUUUUCUUGGAUGCCAUGAAAACUGCUGCAAACGUCCGCCAGCAAGUUCUCGAAGAAUUCAACGAUAUCAUCCCAAAGAUUUACGACAUAGAGUUCUUUCUCGUUACAUUUCCGGAGGAUCACCAUAUCUCAAACGCAUCACUCGAUCUCACCGUUACCAUACUUCUCGCAAUUGAGCAGACCAUCGGUUUCUUCAUUAGUAAUCGCUUCCCGCGUGAGAAGUUGUGCGUGGUGUUAAAGCCAUGGGUAUGGGAGCCAGCUACGAAACAGAUCUACUGA
Molecule: messenger RNA, 864 nt
Organism: Trichoderma aggressivum f. europaeum
Lineage: Eukaryota; Fungi; Ascomycota; Sordariomycetes; Hypocreales; Hypocreaceae
Exons: 3
Coding region: 1-864 (287 amino acids)
Source: RefSeq, a predicted model, not a curated record